This is a messenger RNA of Frankliniella occidentalis (western flower thrips), 1293 nucleotides long. RefSeq names its product dentin sialophosphoprotein-like. The record is from RefSeq and is a predicted model, not a curated record. The coding region runs from base 403 to 1092 and encodes 229 amino acids. NCBI's taxonomy places the organism in Eukaryota, Metazoa, Arthropoda, Insecta, Thysanoptera, Thripidae. The transcript has 3 exons.
CCACCGCUCUCCCCCUCCCCCCUCCCUCCUCCCCUUUUCACUCCAACCCUCAACAACCAUAACCCUCGUCACAUUACCGGGAGCCGAGAGUUGUAUUUUUAAACUCUUGGUUGGGUUGAGUUACGGGCAGUCCUGCGUCUAGACGAGUGCAGUUAUAUCGUGGGCUACCCCUUUCUGAGAUAUUCAUAGUCUGCCAACACAAUCGGUCUGAUAUUUGUAGUCGAGCAAGACUACUCCUGCACGAGAGAGAAGAGGUUAGGACGCGUAGAUUGUGAGCACCAAACAAAGCAGCCAGGCAUACUCCAGUGCCGGAUGGGCGGGCGCGCUGCAGGCGCUUCCAGCAGCCUCAGCCCCGGUUUCUGUUCCAGCUGAGCCCAGCAUUCACUGGUGUUGUAUUUCGCCAUGGAGAUGGAGUGCGACAUCUGCACCGAGGAGUUUGACACCGGCGAGCGACUGCCAAAACUGAUCCAACCGUGCACGCACACGGUGUGCCUGCGGUGCCUGCGGCAUCUGCGCGACAGGAAAUGCCCGAUGUGCCGACAGGAUUUCAAAUGCAAGCCGGAGCGAUUCCCCUGCAACUGGUCGGUGUUGGAGUUGCUCGGAGGCGUGCGGCAGGACCUCGAGCAGGACUUGGACUCGGACACUGACUCAUCCAACUCGGCGGAGAGCAGUGAUUCUAGCUGGACUACACUGGGGAGCGACAGUGAGGACAGUUAUUGGGGAUCGGGCAAUACUUCUAGCGCAGAAAGCAGCUGGGCCAGUUUUUCUGAAAACGAUAGUGAUUCAAGUUUGGGAGCGGUUGAUAAUUCAAGCUCGGAAGCAGACAGUGAGUCGAGCUCGGAAGCAGACAGUGAGUCGAGCUCGGAAGGGAGUAGCGAUCGCAGCUCAGAAGUGGCAAGUGGUCCAAACUCGGAGGCGACCAAUAAUUGGAGCUCUGAAACAGACAGUGACAGCGGUUCGGGAGCGGCUAAUACUUCCAGCUUGGAACCGCCGAGUGAUAUCCUCUUCCCAAUGAAGUCCAGCUCGGAAGACAGUUUGGAGUUGGACGGUGAUGGCAGUCUCGAGGGAGGCGUAAGUGAUCCCAGCACUUAAUGAUUCCAGCCUGGGCGCCAAGUGACCUCGAAAUGGACAGUGAUUCCAACUUGGAAUCAGCAAGUGAUGGCAGCUGAGAGGUGGACAUCGAUUCAGGUUGUGCAUCUAUGACAGCAAAGACUGAUCUCUUCAGACCUCGGAUAGCAUGUUUUUUAUUUACCUCCGAAUUAAAUUAAGAAAGUGACCUCAGCGUGUCACCAA